Messenger RNA from Oncorhynchus gorbuscha (pink salmon), 1074 nucleotides. Its product is annotated as heat shock factor-binding protein 1. Bases 249 to 455 code for a protein of 68 amino acids. Gene Ontology annotation, cellular component: cytosol; nucleus. The transcript is spliced from 4 exons. The record is from RefSeq and is a predicted model, not a curated record. Lineage: Eukaryota; Metazoa; Chordata; Actinopteri; Salmoniformes; Salmonidae. Gene Ontology annotation, molecular function: transcription corepressor activity. Gene Ontology annotation, biological process: cellular heat acclimation.
UCAACACAGAAAGGUGCAUCAUGGGUUAACUAGAUGUCAAUGAGGGAAACGCCUACAGCUCAAAGCUAGAACAUCUCGGGAAAAGUCAGAAAAUUCAGCAACAGAAACUAAUUGGAGUUUUAAACUAUACAAACAGUAGCAGGCAUGUCGUGAAACAUUGAAACUGUUGCCAAGAACGACCCGCAGCGUCAGGGACGCACAGCUUCAAAGACAAAUCCCAUUGAUUUUGUAACGACAGCUGAAUCAGGAUGACGGAAUCCAACUCAACAGCUGCAAAAGAAUUGACAGAAAUUAUGGAAGCUACUAUGCAGAAUCUUCACAGUAAAUUUCAAAGCAUGUCUGACCAGAUUGUUUCAAAAAUGGAUGACAUGGGGACUCGAAUUGAUGACCUGGAGAAGAAUGUUGCCGACCUCAUGACCCAGGCUGGUAUGGAUGAGCAGCAGACUCCUAAAUGACCAAGCCAUCAGGUUAACACAUAUCAGAUCAGCUAACUUCACUUGAUUUCUGAGGUUCCACUAAAGACAGAUGUGGCAUGACAAAAGGCCACACAUAGGCAGGUUAUGACUGAUCUAUUGUUAUGUAACAGCCUAUGGCAUUUGCUUUCUCAUUUAACGGGAUGUCAUUUGUGGGGGAUUUUACCAUGUAAAAACAAUACAUAGUUUUUUCUAUAAUACAACACGAUGUUUAUUCAACUGUUCAUAAACAAUACGAUCGGGUUGAAGAAUUCCAAGUCUUUCCUCGAUCUUCCUGUCAUCGCAGCACUACCCAUAGCAUUUCAGAAGAAACAAGUCACAUAUACAUAGAUUAAACAUAUGGGCCAAUUUUCCAGACCCAGAUUAAGCCUAGUCCUACACUAAAAACACACUUUCAUGGAGAUUCCUUAUUGAGAAAGAAGCUAGUCCUUGACUUAAUAAUCAAUCUGGGUCCAAGAAUACAGGCUGUGAAGUGAUAACUAAAUGGCAAUAUAAAAUAUGAGCAUAACAUUUAUUAAAUCAAAGACACCAAAUGAUGUUUUUUAUAACUGCUGUUGAAAAAAGAUGACUUGGCUAUAACAUAAAAGAGAGCAGGACACCU